Messenger RNA from Rhizophagus irregularis DAOM 181602=DAOM 197198, 1591 nucleotides. RefSeq lists its product as uncharacterized. The record is from RefSeq and is a predicted model, not a curated record. NCBI's taxonomy places the organism in Eukaryota, Fungi, Glomeromycota, Glomeromycetes, Glomerales, Glomeraceae.
AAAAAUUUACUUUUCCAACGAAUCAACUCGCACGCGAUUCUAAUAAAUAUAAUACACUAUGCAGAACAUAACUAGCGAACCUGAAAAAGAUGCAACAAAAAGUCUUCAGCAACGACUGUCAUCAACUUCACUUUCCACACCAAAACCACAUAAUACAACAAAAAACCUGGUUACACCCAAUACAGGUUCAACGAUAGAUGAAUCAGACACAGAAGAAGUGGUUGUUGAAGGAGUGUCCGCAGGUCCUUUAAGUCUACCGGGCUCUUUUACAGCACAUUCACAAGCUUUAAGCACAUCUCCGAACUUAAACCAAAACUUAAUUUUACAAAAGGUUGCAAAUGUAAAAAACGGAAGUGAUCUAUCUGGAGCUUCUUCGGAUUCAGCAGAUUCAGAAGCUAGAUCAAAAAAAAAGUCGAUACCUUAUUAUGAGUCAGUUGGUCGUUCGUACAAGUCUCUCGCGGACGAAAAAGGUUGGAAGAAUCCUGAUAACACAAUAUUUCCAAUAUCUGUAACCAACCUUUGUAAUUAUGUUCGCGUUAAGAAGGAUACUAAUAAUUCGAAAAGCGUUGAUUGGUAUAUUGCGGCCCUCAAGAAGUACCAAGAACUCGUAUUGAAUAUCAAGGAUUGGGACGAAGUUCGAAAACACCCGGAAGUAAAACAAUUGAUGAGCCAGAUCAAAGAAAUUAAUUCAAAGAUAGGAAGUGAUACGUCUCCUGGAACUCCCAGCAGUAAAGAUAAGGGUAAAGGAAACACAGAACAAUCGAUCAUCGAGAUCAAAAAAGAUAAUUCAGGAUUUCCAAAAACGAAUGAAAUUAUUACACAGUUUGGAUCUUUUAGCAAUAUAUCUUUUCAAAAUUUUUCUUCGACUAAUCAACCACCUGGACCUGCUGAAACUGCGCUUGCUUUACUCGGUUCUGAAUUUAAUCCCUUUCUGGUUGAUGAUGACUCUCUUGGCAGAAGGGAUUUGUUGACGAAAAAAUUAGUUGAUGAUACUUACGAAUUUACGAAUUAUGAGCCAAAAUAUAACUCUACAUUUGACCAAAUGUCUGCUUCAGAUGAUGAUGAAGAUUAUGUUCCUCCUAAAAAAAGUAGCUCAGCACGUGGUUAUAUUCCUGAUAGAAAAAGGCGUCGAAAACGAUACUUGGACUCAGAAUCACAUUCUGAUGAUGAUGAACCUGAAAGUUUUAAGUCUCGUUAUGAGACCUCGCUAAGCAUUCUCAAGUCUAAAUACAUGGAUACUUGUAAAAAUCAUCCUGGUGGAUGUUAUCAAAUUGAGAAUGGAAAACAUUUUGUACUGAAUGACAAAAUAUUUCGACGUUGGGCUUCACUAUGUGCAUCUGGUGAUGAUGUAAAUGAAGAUUCAUUGCCAUACUCAGAAGAAUUGGAAAAGGAUUUCUCUGAACUUGGAUCGAUUUCCACUUGAUUUUUUAUUUUCAAAUAUGUGACAAUUAAAUAAAUUAAUUCUAUAGGAUAAUUUUCUACUAUGUUGUAUACACAUAUCGGUUUAAAAAUCGAUUUUAGCAAAGCUUACGUACGAUAUUAUUUUUAUUUUAAUAAUGUAAAAUUAUUAUUGUAAAUAGAUAUUUUUAAU